AUGCCCUCCAUCAACCGCCCGAUGCCACCCAGCAACAGCGACUUGUCGAAGCGCCGACGCUUCCAACCUCCUAUCACAACCUUCUUCACAUCUGCCUCAGAACCAGUGUCUUCAGAUACACCUGCAGUAUCGCACCACCAUCAUUACGCCGCGGAAACCUUCUCUGCCCACCCCGUUGUGCCUGCCAAAGUUCAGUCCUCUCUUCUGUCUGUCGGAAUGCGGGUCCGGAAAUCUGUGGCAGAUGGAUAUAGAACCCACAUGUCCAAGACAGAAGAAAAGACCCCACUCCCUACAGCUGUCGCUCAGACCCCUCACGCUCAACCCUACAAUGGCAGCAGACCCUCUGAGCUGCCACCGUUUUCUGGCGCUGGUAAAUCCUCCUUCAGCCACGAUGACUACCUCGUUACCGACGAUGGCGACGCAUACUCGAUCCCUCCAAGCAGCCAAGACUCGGCUGUGUCAUUUGCCUUGGGCGGUCAAAAGCGGGCUUUGGAAUUAGAUGGUGAUAUCCUCGUCGACGAGGAUGCCGAUGAAUCAUUCAACAAUUUCGGCGGAUCAUGGAAGGAGAACACCCGAACCAUCCUGUCCCCGAAUUUGGGCCAAAGUCGCCGUAUUCUUGCUGUGCGUCACAGCAAGAUUGAACAGCCCACUAUGGACAUGGAUGAUUUUGAGGAAGCUACGUUCCUCCGCCGCCGUGAGGAAGUUGAUGAAGAGGAUGUGCGGAUGUACGGUGCUUAA
Molecule: messenger RNA, 738 nt
Organism: Penicillium samsonianum
Lineage: Eukaryota; Fungi; Ascomycota; Eurotiomycetes; Eurotiales; Aspergillaceae
Exons: 1
Coding region: 1-738 (245 amino acids)
Cellular component (GO): nucleus; cytoplasm
Molecular function (GO): ribonucleoside-diphosphate reductase inhibitor activity
Source: RefSeq, a predicted model, not a curated record